This is a messenger RNA of Geodia barretti, 2692 nucleotides long. Lineage: Eukaryota; Metazoa; Porifera; Demospongiae; Tetractinellida; Geodiidae. The record is from the annotation of a GenBank genome assembly.
UCGUGUCAUCAUAAUAUUCUUCAUCUUCUUCUUCUUCUUCUUUAAUGUUGACAGUUGUACUUUUUCAACCCUUUUUUCUGUCUAGUGUUUGGGGCUGACUAUGCAAGCCUACCAACCAUAAACUUUACUGAUUGCCGUGAAAGUGCCUGCGCUUCAAUUGCAAUUGUUGAUGACGCUAUUGCUGAGGACACCGAAUCGUUCACUAUAUCUCUCGAGCUGAGAUCUAACCUUACCAGCCAGGUUAAAAUCACCCCAGAGAUUGGAGUUUUCACUAUCCUGGAUGAUGAUGAUGUGAUGGUUGGGUUUUAUCCUAAUGUAUACUCAAUAACUGAGGCAGAGGAACAAGUUACUGUGUGUGUGGAAGUUCUUAACUCUUUCAAUGGGAAACACCUUCAUUCGUUUUCAGUUGUUUUGCUACCAACAUCAGUAUUUGAGACAUCCAAUGCAGCUGAUGAUUGCUACAAGGAAUUAUACUUUUCUACAUCUGAGUCGAGAAAAUGUCACAAAUACAGCAUUGAUAAUGAUAAUGAGUGUCAGCCUACAUUCUUCAACAUUGGUCUAAGUAUUAUUUCAACAAUGGGCAAUCGAGUACAGCUACAAUCCAACCUCUCAAAUGCAACCAUUUUCAUUGAUGAUAGCAGAGAGCCCGAAUGCUAUGUGACUAUUGGUCUAAGUCAGACAGUGUACUCAGUGGUGGAAGAAGAGGGCGUGGCUGUUGUGUGUACAUCUGUUCUCUCUGGAACUACUUCUGGGAGGACGUUCAGUGUCAGCUACCAAACUGUUGAUGGUGAUGCCAAAGCUCCUGGUGAUUAUAUGCCAACCAAUGGAAACUUUGAUAUAACUGACUCAAACCCGGAACAGUGUACUUCAAUUGCAAUCAUAUCAGACAAUACUACUGAAGUUGGGGAUGAGUGCUUCAAUUACACGAUAUCAACUAACUCCACAAUUUUUGGGUUUACUGUUGAUCCUUCUUCAGCGACUAUAUGUAUCAGCGACCUCAAUGAAGUUACAUCGUCACUUCCGCAAGCAGCCUCUUCACAAACUGUGGUUAUUGUAGCAGCAGUGCUAGGGACUCUAAUUCUCAGUGUGAUUGUCGGUUUCGUUGCGGUUACUGUAAUUAUAUCAGCUUAUAGAAAGAGAACCAAGGAAAGGAGAAACUUGGAAAGCACUUCUGCUCGUGAACCGCAUUACUCUUCUCUGAGUGAAGGCAGGCGAGCUGACUUUUUGCAACAUCUCCGAGAGCAACUGGAAAACAAGAAAAUGAUAUACUCAAAGGAUCAAAUUCAGCUCUCCACCACAGUUGGACAAGGAGAGUCUGGACUUGUGUACAAAGGUUACAUUAGAACGGCGGUUGGUAGCGACAUUGUUGCAGUUAAAACCGGAAAAGCACUUUCUUCAACACGUGACUUGAAGACAUUGGCAAAGGAGGUGUCCACCAUGCUGUCUUUCGAACACGAAAACGUGAUGUCUCUUAUUGGAGUGUGCAUUGAUGGGGAGAUGCCCCUAAUCAUCAUGCCAUUUAUGUCAAACGGGAGCGUGCUAGACUACCUCAAAAAUCGCAAAGAUAAUCUGCUAGUAACAGGCCAAUUUCUAAAAGAAGAGGUAGAAUUAGCAUGUAAGACACUUCUUUGGAUAUGCCUCCACAUUGCAAAAGGAAUGGAAUAUCUUUCUGGACAAAAGUUUGUUCAUCGUGACCUGGCAGCAAGGAACUGCAUGUAUGAGUGUGUGACCUUACUACAUAUUAUAAUGCAUGUUAGUGUCCUCUAUCAUUAAGUGACGGGUUUCUGAGUCAUGGCACUGUGUGUGGGUUUUGCCUUUGUCUUGUAUUGUAUUAACUUUGCGCCCAGCACUUUGCUCCCUGCCCUUCUGCUUUAGUGUUGGUUCGGGUCCCACCUAUAUAGGGGAGCUCUUUUUUCUUUGGAAAAAGUUGUUUUCCUAGGUGUGUACAGUUGGGCUGUUCGAUAUUUAUUUGCACUGUGUUUAGUUACACCCUGUGAUUACUUGUGGAUUUAAAACAGGAUUAAUGGAGAAGGGGUCAUCAAAGUAGCUGAUUUUGGACUGACAGAGGACAUGUACAACACUAACUACAUUCGUCGAAGGAAAAAGAGUGAGACAGAAGAGAAAGUCCCCAUCAGGUGGAUGGCUGUUGAGAGUAUUGAAAACUGCAUCUACACCGAGGCUUCUGAUGUGAUUCAAUGUCAUGGUCUGCUGCUGGAAACUGGAAUCUGGUGAACGUCCAAAGUUCUCUGAUUUGGUAGUCACAGUGAAUGACCUCCUGGAAAGAGAUGCUGGCUACAUGGAGCUUUCUCGGUUCCCAACUCUUACAGUGGCUACUACAACAUCCCCACCUCCAUCUCCUGCUGAUCAUCCUCAGAUUGAGCUGACAGAGAUGGCAGUUUCUGAGCCAGAUGUUGCUGAGAAAGAAAGUGACCUACGAGUGUAAAUGUAUUCUUAAACUGACUGUCUGUUAUAAAGAUAAAAGAGACUCAGUUAAUUGUAUUUUUGUACUCUUUACCCCUCUUACAUAUGCACAGUGGUGUUGGUGUCCAUUUGAUGUCACAUUUAAGGCAGAUUUAACACUCUUAACUUGAAUAUAUAGCUCUUCUACGAAUUGGAACUGUAGUUGUGUUUGAAAUGAUUCUGUACUAACUUUUAGAAUGGCACACUAUACUUGAUGUUAAUAUUUUGCAAG